Molecule: messenger RNA, 2573 nt
Organism: Colossoma macropomum (tambaqui)
Lineage: Eukaryota; Metazoa; Chordata; Actinopteri; Characiformes; Serrasalmidae
Exons: 11
Coding region: 99-1823 (574 amino acids)
Biological process (GO): negative regulation of autophagy
Source: RefSeq, a predicted model, not a curated record
GCGCGAGAGGAAGGCGUUAGCGGUGGCUGUUUCGAGACGUGCUUUUUCGCAAAGUGAACUUCUCCUGAGCAUGAGGUCGCCGUCCCUUCUCAAGAAGGAUGGAGUUUUCCGAGCACAUUAAAACGGCCAAUGUGGAAGAUGUGGUGCUCAAACUGCCUUUCCAGCCGCCCCUGAGGGGAACGCUGUGCGUUACCGGCCACCACCUCCUGUUCUCGGACAGAGCAGAGGAGAGAGAAUGGCAGCUACUGCUGCUCCUCAGGAACAUAGAUGCCGUCGAGAAGAGUGUUGAGAAUCUACUAGGAUACCCCCAGCAUGCCAAAGCUGGCCAGAGCCAAAGAACAACUGGCUCAUCAGGUACCAUCAUUAUCAAGUGUAAGGACCUCCGCAUUCUCCAGCUUGAUAUUCCUGGAAUGGAAGAGUGCCUUAACAUUGCCAGUUCUAUAGAGGCUCUCUCCUCCCUGGAGAGUGUGGCAGAAAUGUAUCCAUUCUUCCACCGGCCACGUGAGCUCAGUCUGAAUGAUCCCUGGGGUCUCUCCUCUCCAGAGCAGGACUACGCACAAACAGAGAGGCUGUGGGACAGGUGGAGGCUGAGCAAAGUCAACUCAGAUUUCUCAGCGUGUCCGUCAUACCCUGGUGCCGUGAUUGUACCCCGAACUGUAGACGAUGACACACUCGUGAAGGCAGCGCGUUUCCGACAGGGUGGAAGGUUCCCCGUGCUCUGCUACUGUCAUCACAGAAACAGCAUGGUGAUCCUGCGUAGCAGCCAGCCCAUGACGGGAGCCAAUAGGAAGCGAUGCAGGGAGGACGAGCUCCUCCUCCAGGCAGUGAUUGACGAAUCAGAGUUGGGUUACGUCAUAGACACACGCUCCGCCCAGCAAUCUCAGCAGGCCAGGAUGACAGGAGGAGGGUUUGAGUCCAAAUCCUUCUACCGACCCUGGAGGAGGAUCCAUAGACACAUGGAGAGAGGAAAGGUGUUGCAGGAGAGUUUGAUCAAGCUGGUAGAAGCAUGUGGCGACCCAUCUCACCAUAUGGACCGCUGGCUGAGCAAGCUGGAGAACUCCAAAUGGCUGUCUCACGUUCACAGUGCUCUGUCCACAGCAGGCCUGGUGGCAGAGUGUGUGGAGAGGGACGGUCACUCAGUGCUGGUGCAUGGCUCUGAGGGGACAGACACCACGCUAUUGGUGACCUCACUGGCUCAGGUCAUCCUAGAUCCUGCCUCCAGAACAUUCAGAGGCUUCCUUCAACUAGUGGAGAGAGAGUGGGUUCAGGCAGGCCACCCAUUUCAGCAGCGCUGCGCCCGUUCAGCCCACUCUCAUGCCCGCCUGAGGCAGGAGUGCCCGUCCUUUGUGCUGCUGCUGGACUGCGUGUGGCAGAUAUGGAGGCAGUUCCCACUGGCGCUGGAGUUCAGUGAGGCUCUGCUGCUGAGGCUAGCGCAGGAAGCAUACGCCUCAGACUACGGCACCUUUCUCUGCAACAAUGAACAGGAGCGAUGUACUUUAGGGGUGAGGGAAAACACUCACUGCUUGUUCCAGUUCCUCUUGCGGUGUAGAGAGAGAGAGAAGUACAUUAACCCACUGUAUGAACCCACAGAGCUGGCUAUCUGGCCUUCAGUGCAGCCACAGUCGCUCCAGUUAUGGACUGGUCUGUUCCUCAGGUGGACCGAGCAUGCUGAAACCAUGGCCGAGGCUCGAGAGGAAAUCUGGACUAUCGUUAAAGAACACAGAGAGAGAACCGGAGCUGAGCAGACCACACGCACACCUCUUACCCAUCGCGACACCUUCACUGCCGUGGAGAAUCUCAUGGAUGAGUUGACUAUACUCUGACCUCAAAAGGACGUUCAUUCCUAUUCAAAUCAAGGCAAACAAUAUAAUUCCGCCGUUUCUGUUCAGUUCGCUGUGGCCGCAAGAAGAAAACAGAAGCCUAAAUGAGUUUGAGCUAAGUUUGCUUUGGCAGUCUGCAUUAAUAGAUGUUACAUGAACAUUGACAGAAUACUUGAUCUUGCUUUUAACCACUGGACUCAGUAUUUAUUCUUCCCAGCCACAGAGGAUGUCAAGCAAUUUCACUGUGACCAUUUGGCUUGUGACAGUCUGACCCUCUUCACACUGUGGUCACAUUGUGCCUCAAGAUACCACCUUGUGGAUGAGAUACAUAACUACUGUUAACAGAAAUGUCUUCUAAUUAUUUAAAAUAAAACCUAUAUUAUUUAAUGCAUUCUGCUGUGCGUUCAGUGAAGUGCCUUUUAUUGUGGUGUCCACAUAAACCAAGAACAUGCUCAGUUCUUCAGUUUAUUCAGGUAAUAUUCAACAUACAUGAAUAUCAGUGCAACUUCAGUCACAGCAAUACAGUGAAAUUUUUCAUAAAAUAGCUCUACACCUGUCUUUGCCUGUGUAUUAGGUAACAUGCUAAAGCACUUGCUUCAUGUACUUGCAUAGAAUAAAUGGGCAAGUAUGAAUGACGUAAGAGGGGUAGUAAGAGAGCCAUUGUAUCAAAACAUUCAGAUUGAUGCAUCAAUAGUUGUUUUAUUAUUGGUAUUAAUAACUGGUAUGUAAUAAAGCAAGUGGACCUAAACAGAA